AAAGCCAGCCUUCAGCCAGAGAACCAUUUACUCGCUGCUGUGCCCAUCUAUCAGCAGGCUCCGGGCUGAAGAUUGCUUCUCUUCUCUCCUCCAAGUUCCUGACAUACAACUCCUAAAAUCCUUGGAAUCUUCAAAGUGAUAAGUAUCUUUUGGGUGAUAACUGUCUAAUAAGUUGACUGAUGGCUGGCAUUUCCUCUGGGGAGGGGAGAGGGGCUGAAGGUUAAGCUGAUUACCAAUGGGCAAUGAUUUAAUCAGUUGUGCCUAUGUAAUGAAGCCUCUAUAAAAACACAAAAGGACACGGUUUGACGAGCUUCCAGAUAGCCGAAUACAAGGAGGUCCCCAGUGGGUGGUGCUUCUGGAGAGGAAUGGAAACUCCAUGCCCUUCCUCCCAUACCCUGCCCUGUGCAUCUCUUCAUCUGGAGCAUUUGUAAUAUCCAUAAGGAACCAGUAAAUGCGGCUGGGUGUGGUGGCUGAUGCCUGUAAUCUCAGCACUUUGGGAGGCUGAGGCAGGCACAUUGCUUGAGCUCAGGAGUUCAAGAUCAGACUGGGCAACACGGUGAAACCCCAUCUCAAAAAAAAAAAAAAAAUUAGCUGGGCGUGGUGGUGCAUACCUGUAGUCCCAGCUACUCUGGAGGCUGAGGUGGGAGGAUCACUUGAACCUGGGAGGUGAAGGUCUCAGUGAGCUGAGAUGGAGCCACUGCACUCCAGCCUGAGCAAUAGAGUGAGACCCUGUCUCAAAACAACAACAAGACCAAUUUUUUUUUUUUAAGAAAGAAACCAGUAAAUGUAAGUAAAGUGUUUCCCUGAGUUCUGUGAGCUGCUCUAGCAAAUUAGUAAAACUGCAGGAGGGAAUUGUGGGAACCCCAAUUUAUAGUCAGUCAGAAGCACAGGUAAAACAACCUAGGGCUUUCAAUUGGCAGUCUGGGGGACUGAACCCUCAACAUGUGGGAUCGGCCACUAUCUACCCAUAGUGGUGUCAGAAUUGAAUUUGGGGACCCUCAGCUGGUGUUCACCAGAGGAUUGAUUGCUUGCUUGCUGGUGGGGAGAAACCCCCACACUUCUGCUGUCAGAAGUCUCUUGUACGGUGAGGGAAACUGAGUUUCUUUUUCCACACACUCUUCUGUGCUUUCUUUCUGAAAAAAAAAAAAUUAAGUUGAUGUGAGGCCAAUGUUUGGUGCCUGUAGAUAUUCAAUGCAUUGCAAGAAUGAGUUUAUCUUUAAAAAAAUUUUUUAAGCAAAUUCUGUGCGUCAGGCACUGUUCAAAGUGCCGGGGAUACAGCGUGGAACAGUUACUAAAUUAACAAGUACCCUCUGAAAUAGGCUCUAUUAAUACCCCAGUUUUAGAAAUAAAUAAACUGAAGCCCAGAGAAGCAAAGUACCCUAGUAUCCUGCCCAAGGUCACUUGGGUACAAGGCCAAGAACCACCACAGUCAUGAUUGACAUCUGCGGAGCUUACCACGUGCCAAACACCGUGCGAAUCCGCACAGAAUCCGCACACCCACCGGUUGGGGCAGGGACAUCUCUGCCACUGAUGCGGAGAGGAAACGGAUUCCCGAGGCUCCUGAGAGGGAUCCUGGAUUCCAUUCACCACACCUCGCUGCUUUUUACUGAUUCAGUCGGAACUGGAAGGGAAAACAACGGAGCUGAUGAGCUCCAAAAAUGCUCCGGGGACCAUCUCCCUCUCGCCCGUUCGCAGGUCUAGCGACGGAGCCCGCGCGCGGCGCCACCAUGCGGCAGAAGGCGGUAUCGCUUUUCUUGUGCUACCUGCUGCUCUUCACUUGCAGCGGGGUGGAGGCAGGUGAGAAUGCGGGCAAGAAAAAGUGCUCGGAGAGCUCGGACAGCGGCUCCGGGUUCUGGAAGGCCCUGACCUUCAUGGCCGUCGGAGGAGGACUCGCAGUCGCCGGGCUGCCCGCGCUGGGCUUCACCGGCGCCGGCAUCGCGGCCAACUCGGUGGCUGCCUCGCUGAUGAGCUGGUCUGCGAUCCUGAAUGGGGGCGGCGUGCCCGCCGGGGGGCUAGUGGCCACGCUGCAGAGCCUCGGGGCUGGCGGCAGCAGCGUCGUCAUGGGUAAUAUUGGUGCCCUGAUGGGCUAUGCCACCCACAAGUAUCUCGAUAGUGAGGAGGAUGAGGAGUAGCCAGCAGCUCCCAGAACCUCUUCCUCCUUCUUGGCCUAACUCUUCCAGUUAGGAUCUAGAACUUCGCCUUUUUUUUUUUUUUUUUUUUUUUUGAGAUGGGUUCUCACUAUGUUGUCCAGGCUAGAGUGCAGUGGCUAGUCACAGAUGCGAAAAUAGUGCACUGCAGCCUCCAACUCCUAGCCUCAAGUGACCCUCCUGUCUCAACCUCCCAAGUAGGAUUACAAGCAUGCGCCGACCAUGCCCAGAAUCCAGAACUUUGUCUAUCACUCUCCCCAACAACCUAGAUGUGAAAACAGAAUAAACUUCACCCAGAAAACA
This is a messenger RNA of Pongo pygmaeus (Bornean orangutan), 2450 nucleotides long. RefSeq names its product interferon alpha inducible protein 6 (gene IFI6). Gene Ontology annotation, biological process: release of cytochrome c from mitochondria; intrinsic apoptotic signaling pathway; negative regulation of extrinsic apoptotic signaling pathway in absence of ligand. NCBI's taxonomy places the organism in Eukaryota, Metazoa, Chordata, Mammalia, Primates, Hominidae. The record is from RefSeq and is a predicted model, not a curated record. The transcript has 5 exons. Bases 1659 to 2132 code for a protein of 157 amino acids. Gene Ontology annotation, cellular component: mitochondrial membrane.